AUGUUGUUGAACACAGGACUUGUAUCCCCAGCGCUGCUCUUGCUCGUAGCAGGCGGGGCUUCUGCUCAGCUCGCAAAUUCCGUGACUGCAUUCACCACUCUCCAGACUUGGUAUAAUAAUUCAACCGGGUUGUGGAAUACUGCCGGAUGGUGGAAUGCUGCCAAUUCGUUGACAGUGGUUGCAGAGCUCGCAGCAGCCGACUCCAGCAUCCUUGAUGAGGCGCUCUCCAUUUUUGAGACAACUUAUAGUGUUGCACCAUCGGCCAACCCUUCUAACGGUCUUGAAAAGAAGGUGGAAUCAAACGGGGACAUUGUGACGAUCUAUCCAGCCGGCUGGCCAUAUAAUCUGCUUGAGAAACGCGCUUCCAGUGACUCGUCGGAUCCUUCAGCAUGGCUGGAUGGGGCUAAUGAUGACGCUGAAUGGUGGGCUUUAGCCUGGAUCGCUGCAUACGAUGUCACAGGGAAUGAUACGUAUCUGGCUUUGGCCGAAGGUAUUUUUAGUGAUAUUGCGAACAGUUGGGGAACCUAUUGUGGUGACGGUGGAAUCUACUGGGAAACCACAAACAACUAUGUCAAUGCCAUUGCAAAUGAGCUUUUUAUCUCCCUGGCAGCCCAUUUGGCCAACCGAGUACCAGGCAAUUCUACGACCUAUAUUGCCUGGGCAGAGAAGGCAUGGAACUGGUUCGCAACUAGUGGUAUGAUCAAUGCGGAGGGUACCAUCAAUGAUGGCUUAACGACCAACUGCACUAACAACAACCAGACAACAUGGUCCUACAAUCAGGGCGUCAUUCUCGGUGGUCUCGUGGAACUGAACAAAGCUUCGGCGAAUCAGUCGUAUAUCGACUCAGCCAACAGCAUCGCCGAAGCUGCCAUCUCAGCGCUGGCAGACUCCAACUACGUUAUUCAUGACGCAUGCGAGCCUGACUGUGCUCCUGAUGCGACGCAGUUCAAGGGGAUCUUCAUUAGAAAUUUACUACUUCUGCAAGACGCGUCUCCAAAGGAUCUCUACACCGAGGUCAUGCAAGCUUGUGCAACUAGUAUUUGGGCUAACGACCGUGACAACGGGACCAACGAGUUGAGUGUGGACUGGUCAGGGCCAUUUAUCAGCCCCGCCAAUUCCUCGACGCACAGCUCGGCAAUGGACGCAUUGAUUGCCGCCAUUUCCAUCUGA
This is a messenger RNA of Talaromyces atroroseus, 1170 nucleotides long. RefSeq lists its product as hypothetical. NCBI's taxonomy places the organism in Eukaryota, Fungi, Ascomycota, Eurotiomycetes, Eurotiales, Trichocomaceae. The record is from RefSeq and is a predicted model, not a curated record. Gene Ontology annotation, biological process: carbohydrate metabolic process. The transcript has 3 exons. The coding region runs from base 1 to 1170 and encodes 389 amino acids.